Molecule: messenger RNA, 1896 nt
Organism: Naegleria lovaniensis
Lineage: Eukaryota; Heterolobosea; Eutetramitea; Acrasida; Naegleriidae
Exons: 4
Coding region: 1-1896 (631 amino acids)
Biological process (GO): triglyceride biosynthetic process
Cellular component (GO): endoplasmic reticulum membrane
Molecular function (GO): diacylglycerol O-acyltransferase activity
Source: RefSeq, a predicted model, not a curated record
AUGAUUAAAAAGCCCUCAAAGACUUCUAAUGGGUCCUCCUCUGCAGUGCAUCAACAGCAUAAUGGAGAUCAUCAACAGACAUUAGAGGAACAACAACAACAAGUACAAGUUGCAGAAAAUGGCCAUCCACAGAAUGGUGAAGAAAAGAAGCAUGAUUUCUCUCCUCGGGCACCAAGUUCAUUGCAUCGGAAUGAAGACGAUGCUGCAGGAAGUGAUAAAUCCCCAGUGAAUGAAUUGAAACAACAAAAACAGGCUCCAAAAGAAGAUAGAAAAUUUGAUGACUCUGAUUCUGAUUUAUCAAGUGGUAGUGAUCCCACAACAAAACACAAUAUUUUGCGAUCAACCAGUCUUCGUAAAGCAUACAAAAAUUUGAAACAACAAGAAAAGGAAGAAUUUGAUUUGGUCCAGUCAGAUGCCAGUCAAUCUGAAAGCGAGGCAGGAAAUAUUCCGUCACACCGAAAUGUUGUCACUCCUCACGUACCUGGAAAAUCUCUAUUGAAAACUCCCAAAGUUAUGAUUCAAAAACAAGAAACAAUUAGUCAAAAAGAUAGAUUGGUGUGUAUCACAAGACCAUCUAUUUUAUCGAGAGACAGUGGAAAUCAGCUCUCGUACAAGGGUUUUUUGAAUUUGGCAAUAAUUAUUCUUGUCGUGAGUCACUUGCGUCUAGUUUUGAUCAACUUUAAAAAGUACGGAAUUUUACUGAACACGCACGUGUACAUUAUGAAUUUUUUGUCUGCUCCUUCCAAUGGAUUUCCUGUAGUAGUAAUGUUUGCUGCUGUGAACAUUUGGAUUUUAUUAGCUUUUGGUAUUGAAAAAGUAAUUGCCAUUUACAUACGCAACAAAUUUUAUCACUUGACGCGAAAAGGAGAAAUGACAUCCAAGAAAAAGGCAUUGUGGCAACAAAUUCUCAAGCAAGCAAGUCUUGUUUCUUUCUGUUGUUACUUUGUAUUGACAACGACGUUGCUUGGAGUUUAUUUGAGCUUUGUUUGGUUUUAUCAACCUCAUUCGGUGUCGGGAAUGAUGUUAGUGACAUUGAUGACCAUUGUUUUCCUCAAAUUAACAUCGUAUGGAGUAGUGAAUGAUCACUUGAGAGAACGUAUUUGGGAGAGAAAAGCACAACAGUUAAAGACAGUAGAAAAUACUUCCACUCCUUCCUCGAACAGAACGAUUCCAUGGUUCAAACAAUAUCCUGAUAACAUUUCUCUGAAAGAUAUAUUUUACUUUAUGUUGGCUCCAACACUUGUCUAUGAGGAAGCAUUCCCAAGGACAAAGAGUAUUCGAUUUAAAGUUGUGUUAUAUGAUUUAUUGGAAUUGUUGGCAUGCACUUUUGUAUUGGUGUUCCUUGUUGAGCAAUAUGUAAUGCCACUGAUAGAAAAUUCUUUGGAACCAAUGAGAGAACGAGAAUAUUGGCGUAUUCUUGAGAGAUUACUGAAAUUGACAGUUCCUAAUAUUGUUAUUUGGGUCAUUGGCUUUUAUAUUGUUUUCCAUUUGAGUUUGAAUAUUAUGGCAGAAUUGUUGAAGUUUGGAGAUCGAUUGUUUUAUUUGGAUUGGUGGAAUUGUACAGAUUUGAGUUACUUUUGGAGAACUUGGAAUUUGCCUGUGCAUAAGUGGCUGGUAUUACACAUCUAUCUCCCGCUUGUAAAUAACGGUUUCAGCCCUUCCAUUGCAAGCUUUUGUGUCUUUUUUGUGAGUGCUGUAUUCCACGAGUUAAUCAUUUCCAUUCCUUUCCAUACCGUUAAGGCAUGGGCAUUCUCAGCAAUGAUGGUCCAAAUGCCACUUUGCUUUUUGACAAAGAAAUACUGUAAGGGAAGUCAAAUUGGUAAUGCCCUGUUUUGGUGUUCUUUCAUGAUUGGUCAUUCAAAUUGUGUGCUUGCUUUAUAUUAUGACAUGAAAUAA